Messenger RNA from Cucumis melo (muskmelon), 3975 nucleotides. Its product is annotated as serine/threonine-protein kinase-like protein ACR4. NCBI's taxonomy places the organism in Eukaryota, Viridiplantae, Streptophyta, Magnoliopsida, Cucurbitales, Cucurbitaceae. Gene Ontology annotation, molecular function: protein kinase activity; protein binding; ATP binding. Gene Ontology annotation, biological process: protein phosphorylation. The transcript has a single exon. Bases 923 to 3688 code for a protein of 921 amino acids. The record is from RefSeq and is a predicted model, not a curated record.
UCUUAUUCUGAUAAAUCCCAACCGCCAUUUUUCUUGAUUUGGACAAAAAGUUGAUAAAUUUAAUACAUUAGAUAGAUACCCAGAGCAGUGCGUCGCUUUGUUUCUUCCCAAUUCCUUGAUUUGUUUGCAGUAGCGAAUUGUUUCAAAAAACCAGAAGAAGACGAAGAAGGGCAUUUUCUGUUUUUUAAAAGAAAUUUGAAUCAGUGGGGAAGAAGACAAUGCCCCCUGUAAUUGGUAUGUGAGGUCAAAGAUUUGAGCGAAAUUGUUGUUAAGAAAAAAACAGCAGUGAAUUUGGGGAUUUUGGGUGGUGGAAUAGCAGUAAUCCAGGCAUGAAAAGAUCAAAACCGCAUUAACUUCUCAUUUAAUGCCUUCACCUACGCUUUUCCCAAUGUCAGAAGUGUAGUUUCCGCAUUUAAAUCUCUUUUCUUUCUUUUUUUUUCUUCUACCCUUUUUCCUUCUUCUUUUCUUCCUCUGUUCUUUCUUUUCUCUUACAACAAUUCCCAUGAUUCCCUUUUUUCUAAAUCGGAUGGUGGUUUCGUGCAAUGAGCUAUGGAGGUUUAAUGGGUAAUUUUGUUGCUUCUGAAUGUGAAUUGGGUUCGCUUUGUUUUUGCUUUUAUCUGAAUAUCUUCUUGAAUCUGAGGAUAUGUGGUGUGGGUGUGUACUUCUCGAGAGGACAGGAACUAAUUGCUUUCUGAAUGAAUGAAUGUCUUGGGAUUUGAAAGAGAAUGAAGUAAAUUUUACUGGUUCCUACUUGGAUGUUGGUUUUUGAAUUUAGUGCUGGAGGAAUUUCUUUACUCUCUUAUGCCUUGCUGAACUUUGGUUGCUUCUGGUUUUGUUAAAUUGUUAUGUUUUUUCUGUUUGUUCAUGGAACAUUUGAAGAGGAGAUUGUUGUUCAUUCUUUGAAUGAUUGGUUUGGUCUGCAAUGGGGUUAUUCUUGUUGGUGGAAUUGGUUGUUUCUUUCUUGAAGAAGAUGUGUGGUUGGAGGGGUGGAUUGUUUGUAGAAUUGGUUGUUUUUGCAGAUAUGUGUUUGUUGGUGUCAGGUUUAGGUUCAAUGUCUCCUCUUGCUGUUUCUUAUGGGGAGAAAGGGCCUGUCUUUUGUGGUUUAAAGUCAGAUGGGUCUCAUCUUGUGAGCUGUUUUGGUUCAAAUUCAGCCAUAACUUAUGGAACCCCUUCUCAUUUCCCAUUCAUUGGUCUCACUGCUGGUGAUGGGUUUGUUUGUGGGCUUCUUUUGGAUUCCAACCAACCUUAUUGUUGGGGAAGCAGUGGCUAUGUUCAAAUGGGUGUUCCUCAGCCCAUGAUCAAAGGAGCUCAAUACCUGGAAAUUAGUGCUGGUGAUUAUCAUCUGUGUGGACUUCGAACGCCUCUCACUGGACGGCAUAGGAAUAUGUCGUUUGUCGAUUGUUGGGGUUACAACAUGACCAGAACCUUUGCUUUUGAUGGUCCUAUUGAAUCGAUCUCAGCGGGGUCUGAGUUCAACUGUGGGCUGUUUUCUCUUAAUAGAACUGUUUUCUGUUGGGGUGAUGAGACGAGCAGCCGUGUAAUCAGUUUGAUACCUAAAGAUAUGAGGUUUCAAAAGAUAGCGUCUGGUGGAUAUCAUGUUUGUGGAAUUUUAGAGGGUGUAAAUUCAAGAGCGUUUUGUUGGGGAAGGAGCUUAGACAUUGAAGAAGAGAUCUCAGUUGCAUAUUCAGGUGAAGGAAAUGUUGAAUUGGUUCCAGUUGAUCCAUUAGACUCUGUUGUUGGGGGAAAAUUCCAUGCUUGUGGAAUAAAGAGGUCAGACCGUGGUGUGAUUUGUUGGGGUUUUACGGUGAAACCGAGUACUCCACCACCAGAUGGGAUUAAAGUUUACAACAUUGCGGCUGGAGAUUACUUCACCUGUGGAAUUCUAGCUGAAAAAUCUCUCUUGCCUGUUUGCUGGGGUCUUGGAUAUCCUACUUCUCUGCCUUUAGCUGUCUCACCUGGAAUCUGUAAAGCAACUCCUUGUCCUCCUGGUUUCUACGAAAUUAGCCCAGACAAAGCUCGGUGUAAGUCGCCGAAUUUUCAUGUGUGUAUGCCCUGCAGUACUGCUUGCCCUCCUGAUAUGUACCUAAAAGUUGAGUGCUCCUUAAAAUCUGAUAGGCAGUGUGAAUAUAAUUGUUCAACUUGCUUUUCAAGUGAAUGCCUCUCAAACUGCUCAUCCAUGCUUUCAAAUGGUAUGAUGGGGAAGAAAAAUGGGAAGUACUGGCCUGUGCAGCAGCUUCCAGUUCUUGUAGCUGAGAUUGCUUUUGCUGUGUUUUUGGUAGCUAUCGUGUCUUUGACUGCAAUCUUAUACGUUCGAUACAAGUUACGGAAUUGCCAUUGCUCAGGAAAGGAGUUGAAGUCUAAGAAAAACAAAGGGGCUGCCUCUUCCUUCCAGAGGGAAAGCUAUAAAAUACGUCCUGACUUGGAUGAGCUGAAAAUAAGGAGGGCUCAGAUGUUCACCUACGAAGAACUUGAGAGAGCGACAUGUGGGUUUAAGGAAGAGUCUAUUGUGGGAAAGGGAAGUUUCUCUUGUGUUUUUCGAGGGGUUUUAAAGGACGGGACAGUUGUAGCAGUAAAACGAGCUAUAAUGUCUCCCAACGUGCAGAAGAAUUCAAAGGAGUUCCACACUGAACUUGACUUACUAUCAAGAUUAAACCAUGCCCAUUUGCUUAAUCUCCUUGGUUAUUGUGAAGAAGGUGGAGAGAGGCUUCUUGUUUAUGAGUUUAUGGCUCAUGGUUCCUUACAUCAGCACCUCCAUGGCAAGAACACAGCCUUAAAAGAACAAUUGGAUUGGAUAAGAAGGGUCACAAUUGCAGUCCAAGCAGCCAGGGGAAUUGAAUACUUGCAUGGCUAUGCUUGUCCUCCAGUCAUUCAUCGAGAUAUUAAGUCGUCAAACAUUCUCAUCGACGAAGAGCAUAAUGCUCGAGUUGCUGAUUUUGGCUUGUCGUUGUUGGGACCGACUGAUAGUAGCUCUCCAUUAGCUGAGCUACCAGCGGGGACUCUUGGCUAUCUUGAUCCUGAAUACUAUAGACUUCAUUACCUUACCACUAAGUCCGAUGUGUAUAGCUUUGGUGUUUUACUGCUAGAAAUUCUCAGCGGUAGAAAAGCCAUUGAUAUGCAAUAUGAAGAAGGGAACAUAGUUGAAUGGGCAGUGCCUUUGAUAAGAUCUGGAGAUAUCUCUGCAAUUUUAGAUCCGAUAUUAAAACCGCCUUCCGAUACAGAGGCCUUGAAGAGGAUUGCAAAUGUAGCCUGUAAAUGUGUGAGAAUGAGAGCGAAGGAGAGGCCAUCAAUGGACAAAGUGACAACUGCUUUGGAGCGUGCUCUUGCCCAAUUAAUGGGAAGCCCGUGUAACGAACAACCGAUCUUACCAACCGAGGUGGUUUUGGGAAGCAGCAGACUACACAAAAAGUCUUCUCAAAGAUCAUCAAACCGUUCAGCCUCUGAAACAGAUAUAGCAGAAGCUGAAGAUCAAAGGUUUGAGUUCAGAGCUCCAUCGUGGAUUACAUUCCCAAGUGUGACAUCGUCCCAGAGGAGGAAAUCCUCGGUGUCAGAAGCAGAUGUUGAUGGAAAGAAUUUGGAAGGAAGAAAUGUAGGGAAUUGUGGAGGUGUUGGGGAUGGAUUGAAGAGUUUAGAGGAAGAGAUUGGACCUGCUUCCCCUCAAGAAAAGUUGUUCUUGGAGCACAAUUUUUAAAGUUUGAGGACUCAUUGAAAAGCAAAGCCCAAGAAAGAAAAAUUCCAAAGCUUUGAUUUUUAUUACAAAGUCUCUCUGACAUGAAGGAAAAAGAAUGAGAUUUCAAUAUAAAAUUCUUGGAAUCAUUUAAAGCUCUAAGCUCUUAUCGUUCUGUGAUUUCAAAGUCAUUCCAUUGCAUUUUUCUACUAAUUGCUUCUCUUGCCUUUUGUAUUUGAUGCUAACAACCUACCAUUUACUGUUCUUGUAAGUUCCAGUUUGUGAAUAGCUUUUUUUCCUUUUCCAUUGCU